AUGGACUUUUUCUUAGAGAAGUGCGCGACAAAAGCGAACACGAACGACAGAAAAGACGACGAUUCGAGUAAACAGUUAUUUCUGGAAGAUUUAGACGACGACAUAAUGGCAGUCAUCACAACCACGACGCCUUUAUCGGCGAAAGAUUCGAUGAAAUUAGCCGAUAGAUUGAUAGAGGUGAGUUCGGAGACGAUAUCGAGACGGGAAAGGGUGUUCGAGGAAAGGAUGGAACAGAUGGAGAGAAAGAAUAGGAUACUGGAGGAGAAGUUGUUGCUCAUGACGACGCCAAAAUCGGAGAAGAAUGAUGGUACUGAUGAUGCGAAAAUGAGCAGCGAAAGAGUCGUCGCGUCGUUUACGUCGUUUACGUCGUCGCCCGAAGGCGCCGCCGAGGUACAAAAGACGCUGUUUACGACGAGACAACAACAACAACAACAACAACAACAGGAAACAACGACAAAAACGACGUCGAAAAAUCAUCAUCACCUUCCAUCUCACACGCCUGGGAUACCUUCGAUUUCGCUUUCUCCGCCGAGAGGCCAAACGAUGCGCGCAGACGCGAGCGAGUUCUCGCCGCCGUUUAGUAAUAGCCGUAGAUAUACGAACAACAACAACAACAAUAACAACAACGACAACAACAACUUUUAUAACAACAGUCGUUCGUCGCUUAGAAGCACGACUGUUACGCCUCUUUCCUUCCGCAACAAGGAAAAUAUAUUGAUGCGUAAAUUAGCCGCCGCCGCGGCUUCUUCUACUUCUUCGAAAGAAGAAAACGAUCCGCGGAAGAGCUUGUUACACGCGGCGGAACGCACCAUGGCGCAAAGCGUAGACGAUCUACAAAAUUUGAAAGCCGCGAACGACGCGUUGCGCAACGACCUCGAGAAAAUGAAGAAACAACGCGAUGCGGACGCGGAAUCGCAUCGAAAAGCGUUAGCCGAAUCCAACGCUGAAACGGCGGCGUUGACGGAAAAUUUAGAAAUCUUACGGGGCGAAAAGCGCUUGUUAGAACAAAGAGACGAGAAAGUCAGAGACGACCGCGACUCGGCGAUGAAGGAGUUAUCAGAUGUAAAGGCAAAAUUGACCGCGAGCGAGUUAGAUGUGAAAUCGAAAUAUUCGGAAAUAGCGCUUUUGAACGCAGCGGUUGACGAAGAGAGAGGAAACUCGAAGGCGCUCGCGGAGAAAUGUACGGAUUUCGAACGAGUGAAAAACGAAUUGAAGUCCAAGUUUGAAGUCACAGAGAGCGAAAAGACGAAACUUUCGGAAGAAAUCGAGCAAUUAGGAGACGCGAACGAUGCUCUGCGCAAAGAAUUGAGCGACGCGCAACACGCGUCCAAAAAGGUAUUCGAAUCUCGCGUCGUCUCCGAGCGCGAAAUUUCAGAUUUGAAAGCCUCCUUGGAAGCCAUGCGCCAGGAGUUGGAUAAAGAAACCGAGAAAAGACACUUAGCCGAAGAGAACGUUAAAGCCAUCGAAACGGUUAAAGAGGACAUCGAGCGCGCGGCGAGUAUCGCGCGAACAACAUUUGAAAAGAAAGUCUCGAAACUUCAAACGAAAGACGGCACGUUCCAAGAAAAAUUAAAACUCGUCAACGAAAAGCGAGAGAAACAAAACAACGAAACCAAAAAAGCGUUAGAGGCAAUGACUCAGCAGUGUCGCCAGGCGGUUGAAAAAGCGGAAGCUUUAAACGACGAGCUGACCUCGACGACGAAAAAGUUAGACGAUACGAAAGCCGAAUGCGCUCGAUUGAAAAUCGAACAAUCGGAGAAAACGAAAGAGCGUUUAGACGCCAUCGAACAAAGGAACAAAUACGAAGAGUUAUGUCGCAAGCUAGAAUUAGACGUCGCUCGAGUGCCUGGUUUAGAGUUUGCCGCGGACGCCGCCAACGAGGAGGUGAAAGCGUUGAGGCUAAAACAACUGGAAGACCAAUCGAAAUUUUCCGACCUCGAACAAGUCGAGUUUCAAUUAAGAGAGAUCAUCGAUCGAGGAAGGAAAGAGACGCUCAAAUUAGUCGAAAGAGGGAAAAAAGCUGAAGAGGAGAUGCUUAAGUUCGAAAACAUGGCAGACGAUUUGAGGUUUAAGUUGGAACAGGUGGAAUUAAGCGAAGCGAUGUUGAAGAAGGAGAACGAGGAGAGGAAAAGCGCGUUGAGCGAAAUGACAAACGCAUCCGGGAAGUUUCAAGAGGAGAUAGAGCGGUUGGAAAAUGAAUUAGAACGCGUUACAACGGCUAAGUUGGAAAUGGAAAACGAGUUGGCCUCGUUCGCGAAUACGAACGACAACGACGACGAAAACAACAUCAACAACGCUCCGGUUGCUUCGCCCGCCGGUAAAGCGGGCGGCAAAGCAGCCGUGCAAAAGAUUUCACAAAAACUCGCCGACGCCGAAGCUGAUUUUAAAUGGCUUCAAGACGAACACGAGAAACUCCACGCGCGUAUGCGCGCUUCGGAAGAGGCGCAGAAAGCCUCGAGAGCGACGGUCAUUGCCAAGACGAAAAAUAUGGUCAUGUUGAAGCUUCGCGGGUCGAGUUUAGAAGGUAAAUUAGAGAAGGCUUUGGCGGAUAUCAAACGAUUGGAAGAUACCGUCGCCGCGAAAGCCGCAGAGAUUACCGCGAUAAAGUUGAAGGGCACCACGAACAGUGGUGGGAAGAGUUUCUUCGGCGGCAGUAAAAAGAGUCCGGCAAAAGGUCAAGCUGAGACGACGACGUACGAAGCGAAGCGCAUGAGCGGUUUCAACGCGUUUGAGGAAAAAUUAGCCGUCGUCAAGCUCGAACGAGACAUCGAAAGACUCGGAGAAAGUCACGCGGAACAAAUCCGCGCGCUCGAAGUCGAGGUCGUAGAGACGAAACGAGAAUGCUUCGAGGCGAAAAAAUAUGCCGACGACGUUGUCGAGAAAGCAAACGAGGAGGUCCAACACGCGCACGAUCGAGAGGCGAGCGCGAAGCGGUUAGCUGAAGACGAGACGAAACGCGCGCGAUUUGAGAGAGAUUCAAUGGCACAAACGAAGAUGAGAACGGAAGUUGCUCUAGAAAACGCGGCGGAAAAGAUGCGAAAGCUCGAAUUGGAGUUGGGAAGGAAACCGUCCGAGAUGCCUUUGGUUUCGACGAUGCCGUUGGUACCGAAAACAACAGACAAGAGGACGACGACGACGACGAAAAGAAAUAAAGCGAUGAGAAACAUUUUUCUCUCAAUCGUCGUCGCUCCGAUCUUUUUUAUUUACUUCGUCUUGGUGUUUGUGUCGUACAGGCUCUCUUCGCCUCCGAACGCAUCGGACGCCGCGUACGAUAUUUUACCCGAUACAUCUUCGGAAUCUGUACGUCAAUCUGUGCGCAUUGUCUAG
Messenger RNA from Bathycoccus prasinos, 3327 nucleotides. RefSeq names its product M protein repeat-containing protein. Lineage: Eukaryota; Viridiplantae; Chlorophyta; Mamiellophyceae; Mamiellales; Bathycoccaceae. The transcript is spliced from 2 exons. Bases 1 to 3327 code for a protein of 1108 amino acids. The record is from RefSeq and is a predicted model, not a curated record.